This is a messenger RNA of Homarus americanus (American lobster), 5022 nucleotides long. Its product is annotated as helicase SRCAP-like. Lineage: Eukaryota; Metazoa; Arthropoda; Malacostraca; Decapoda; Nephropidae. Gene Ontology annotation, biological process: proton transmembrane transport; proton motive force-driven mitochondrial ATP synthesis. The coding region runs from base 62 to 3811 and encodes 1249 amino acids. The record is from RefSeq and is a predicted model, not a curated record. Gene Ontology annotation, molecular function: ATP binding; ATP hydrolysis activity; proton-transporting ATP synthase activity, rotational mechanism. The transcript has 12 exons.
AAAAAGUGUCGUACUGGACUCUGGCAGCUCGAGCCCCACCACUUCAGUUUAACCUCUCAAGAUGCACAGAGCUGGAGCUGCGUUACAGCGUCAUGGGCGGGCAGUAUCAACGCUGGGGCGGACAGCGUUGGAUCGCCUCACUGGAAAACCAGUUGCUGUUCACACCUCAGCCCCAACUAUUUCUGCUCUUAACAGACGUGAAGUUCACACAACUAUAACAACACAAGAUAAAAAGAAGAAAAACAAGGUCCCAAGACCAACUCUCACUAAGAGAAUACCAUCACCAGAAGUGAAGAAAGCUGCUGCAAAAGUUGCUGGUUGGAAGGAUUCUUGGGACACUAAGAAAAACUCAAUCACCACUGACGCAGCUCUAAAUGCUGCACGAGGCUCCAAGGACAACACAGGUUCUAAGUCAACAAAUAAAUCUUCCAAACCAAAAGUGCCCAAGCUUGUAGAUGGUCCCAGUACUGCAGGACUUAAGGGUGCUACUUUAGAGUAUAUUAUCCGUGCCAAACCAGAAAUACUUAAACCAGCAGCUGUUGACUCAUCUUCAUCAGAGUCAGAUGGAGUACCUUCAAAAUCUGCUGCAUCGGCAGAAAAAAUUCCAGAACCAGUUCCAGAAGCUAUAGCAGAGCCAGCUGUUCCAUCAGCGGCAGCAAAACAUGUUGCUGAAGCAGCACCAGCAACAGAACCAAUUGCUGAAGCAGCACCAGCAACAGAACCAAUUGCUGAAGCAGCACCAGCAACAGAACCAGUUGCUGAAGCAGCACCAGCAACAGAACCAGUUGCUGAAGCAGCACCAGCAACAGAACCAAUUGCUGAAGCAGCAGCAACAGCUGAAGCAGCACCAGCAACAGAACCAAUUGCUGAAGCAGCACCAGCAACAGAACCAGUUGCUGAAGCAGCACCAGCAACAGAACCAAUUGCUGAAGCAGCACCAGCAACAGAACCAGUUGCUGAAGCAGCACCAGCAGCAGAACCAGUUGCUGAAGCAGCACCAGCAACAGAACCAGUUGCUGAAGCAGCACCAGCAACAGAACCAAUUGCUGAAGCAGCACCAGCAACAGAACCAGUUGCUGAAGCAGCACCAGCAACAGAACCAGUUGCUGAAGCAGCACCAGCAACAGAACCAGUUGCUGAAGCAGCACCAGCAACAGAACCAGUUGCUGAAGCAGCACCAGCAACAGAACCAAUUGCUGAAGCAGCACCAGCAACAGAACCAGUUGCUGAAGCAGCACCAGCAACAGAACCAGUUGCUGAAGCAGCACCAGCAACAAAACCAGUUGCUGCAGCAGCACCAGAACCAGUUGCUGAAGCAGCAGCUGCAGCAGCACCCACAGCAGAACCAGUUGCUGAAGCAGCACCAGCAGCAGAACCAGUUGCUGAAGCAGCACCAGCUGCAGAACCACAGCAGCAGCAGAACCAGUUGCUGAAGCAGCACCAGCAGCAGAACCAGUUGCUGAAGCAGCACCAGCUGCAGCUGCAGCAGCAUCCAGUAAAACCAGUUGCUGAAACAGCGGCAGCAGUAGGACCAGUUGCUGAAGCAGCACCAGCUGCAGAACCAGUUGCUGAAGCAGCAUCAACAGUAAAACCAGUUGCUGAAACAGCAGCAGCAGUAGGACCAGUUGCUGAAGCAGCACCAGCAGCAGAACCAGUUGCUGAAGCAGCAUCAGCAGUAAAACCAGUUGCUGAAACAGCAGCAGCAGUAGGACCAGUUGCUGAAGCAGCACUAGCUGCAGAACCAGUUGCUGAAGCAGCAUCAGCAGUAAAACCAGUUGCUGAAACAGCAGCAGCAGCAGAACCAGUUGCUGAAGCAGCACCAGCAACAGAACCAGUUGCUGAAGCAGCACCAGCUGCAGAACCAGUUGCUGAAGCAGCAUCAGCAGUAAAACCAAUAGCUGAAACAGCAGCAGCAGUAGGACCAGUUGCUGAAGCAGCACCAGCAGCAGAACCAGUUGCUGAAGCAGCAGCAGCAGAACCAGUUGCCAAAGCAGCAGCAGCAGAACCAGUUGCUGAAGUUGUACCAUCAAUACCAUUAGCUGAGGCUGCAGCAGCUGAGCCAAUUGCUGAAGGAGUACCAGCAGCACAACCAGCUGCUGAAGCUGCAGCAGCAGUACCAGUAACUGAAGCUGCAGCAGUAGAACCAGUUCCUGCAGCAGCAGCAGCACCAGGAACUGAAGCUACAGUAAUAGAAUCAUUUGCUGAAUCUGCAGCAGCAGCAGCAUCAGUUGCAGAAGCAGUAGCUGAAGUUGCAGCAGCAGAACCUUUUGAUGCUAUAGAAGAACCAGUUGUUGAAGUAGUUCGAGAACCAACUGCUGAGGCUUCUCCUGAAGUAGUAGCAGCUGCUGCUGUAGCUGCUGCAGAGUCAGCAUCUAAAACAGUGACUGAUGAAGGUGAUGUGGUCUCAGGAGUAGGACAAGUGACAGCAGUUAUUGGGGCUGUUGUAGAUGUAAAAUUCAAGGGAGAGCUCCCUCCAAUCCUCAAUGCCCUGGAAGUUAAGGACAGACAUCCUCGUCUUGUGCUGGAAGUCGCUCAACACCUCGGGGGUAACACUGUACGCACAAUUGCCAUGGACGGGACAGAAGGCCUUGUUCGUGGGCAGCCGGUCACUGACUCAGGAGGACCCAUCUCCAUCCCGGUGGGUCCAGCAACCUUAGGCAGAAUCAUUAAUGUUAUUGGAGAACCAAUUGAUGAGCGCGGACCAGUUAACACACCUUUCUUUGCUGCCAUUCACGCCGAUGCUCCUGAAUUUGAGGAGAUGAGCGUAGAGCAGGAGAUCUUGGUAACAGGAAUUAAGGUUGUGGACAUGUUAGCACCUUACUCCAAAGGUGGAAAGAUUGGUCUGUUUGGUGGUGCUGGUGUGGGCAAGACUGUGCUUAUAAUGGAACUUAUCAACAAUGUGGCCAAGGCUCACGGUGGCUACUCCGUGUUUGCUGGUGUUGGUGAGAGGACACGAGAAGGUAAUGACCUCUACCACGAGAUGAUUGAAUCUGGUGUUAUAUCCUUGACAGAUGAAACGUCUAAGGUGGCACUAGUGUAUGGUCAGAUGAAUGAGCCACCGGGCGCCCGUGCUCGUGUAGCUCUCACAGGACUGACAGUUGCCGAGUACUUCAGAGAUAAGGAAGGUCAAGAUGUACUGUUCUUCGUGGAUAAUAUUUUCAGGUUCACACAAGCUGGUUCUGAGGUGUCUGCAUUGCUAGGUCGUAUACCUUCAGCCGUGGGGUACCAGCCGACCCUGGCCACUGAUAUGGGCAGCAUGCAGGAGAGAAUUACCACCACAAAGAAAGGUUCCAUCACUUCUGUCCAGGCUAUUUACGUGCCAGCCGACGACUUGACGGACCCUGCCCCAGCCACUACGUUUGCUCAUCUGGACGCCACUACAGUACUUUCCCGAGGCAUAGCAGAGCUGGGGAUCUAUCCUGCCGUUGACCCCCUGGAUUCCACUUCAAGAAUUAUGGACCCAAAUGUUAUCGGUCUGGAACAUUAUUCAAUUGCCCGUAGUGUGCAGAAAAUCCUUCAGGACUACAAAUCAUUACAAGAUAUUAUUGCUAUUCUGGGCAUGGAUGAACUGUCUGAGGAAGACAAACUAACAGUAUCAAGAGCCCGCAAAGUUCAGAAGUUUAUGUCACAGCCAUUCCAGGUUGCAGAAGUUUUUACAGGCUAUGAAGGAAAGUUCGUCUCCCUUGAAAACACAAUUAAGAGUUUCGGGGACAUUUUGUCUGGAAAAUAUGACCACCUUCCUGAGGCAGCAUUCUACAUGGUUGGAGACAUUGAGGAAGUCGUCGAAAAAGCAAAGCAACUCUCUCAGUGAUAAAUAAUACAGCUGGAUGAAGAAUACAUACAGAAGAUGAACAUGAAGUUACAGUUGGAUGGAGAAUACAUGAGGAACACAUGCAGAACUUCAAAGUUACACUGACCAGAGCAGCUUCUCUAAAUUACAAGUCAAAUACAGUACAGUACUGUAUUAUGAAAACAAAUCUAGUACAGUAUUACAGCAACGUACUCUACUUUUACACCGGAUGUACAGUUGCAGAAAUGUAUUCCUACACCCCUGUGGUAACCCAUAUCUCCAAACAGCCAACCUAUAUCAAACCUAUCCACCAAUCAUGUCCUUCGUUACACUACUAAUACCCAUUCAUUCACAAAUAGUGAUAUUACUACUACGAUGUUGCCGUUUGGAGAUGGGGUGUAGGAACACAUUUCCGCAACUGUGACGUAAUCUGUAGUUAAAACUGUUACUGUAUACCUGUCAGUAAGUAUUAACAAAGUUUAUUGAAAUUACAAGUAAAAUGACUUAGUGCACUUAAAAUUAUACACAUUACAUCAGAAUGAAUGACACUUUAAGCAUUAUACAUACUGUACAUGCAUCCAUCUGUUUUGCUAAUACUGCAUAUUAUUAUUCAUUAAUUUAUUUCUUAAUAGUGAAUGUAUCAAUAGUUCAGAAGCAGCAUUAAUACUGAUUUCAUAAUCACAGAAAUAUAUGAAUCCAAGCACUAAAUCUGACUUCUAAAAGAACCAAAAAUUUAUUAAUCUGGUGGAUAUUUACAAAUACAGUACAGUACAGUACAGGUAGUAUCUUAAAUGUUGACAAAAUACCAUUGUAAUUUUUGAUGAAAGAAAUUCUCAGGAAACUGUAUUUCUACAUUUUUAAAUGAUAUGCAGUACAUAACCUUUUUAUAAUAAGUACAUAAUUACCGUCAUGAAUCAUAAUCUAACACUUUUACAGAUUUUUAAUACAAGUACUUACAAAAGCUAAGGUGAAAUAGGAUUUUUCUUGUAAUUCAAUUUUGUAUUAGAAGCAGAAAAGAGUGGGAUAGAUACCAUGAAAUUUGUCAUUCGCAAAGUUGUGGUCUGUAGUGUUGCUGUCAAGUAUUAGGUUCAUAGAUGCAAAGUAACUCACUCAGGGUAAAAAACUCUGUUGUGCUGUAAAUUAUAAUAUUGUAAAAGAGGGUUGGCUAUUGUGCGUAUAUUUUAAUUAAUGUUUUUUAUCUAGUGGUAUAAGCAAAUAAAUUUAAUAUAAAA